Messenger RNA from Andrographis paniculata, 1477 nucleotides. RefSeq names its product nicotianamine aminotransferase 1-like. The transcript has 7 exons. Gene Ontology annotation, biological process: biosynthetic process; amino acid metabolic process. Bases 45 to 1283 code for a protein of 412 amino acids. Lineage: Eukaryota; Viridiplantae; Streptophyta; Magnoliopsida; Lamiales; Acanthaceae. Gene Ontology annotation, molecular function: transaminase activity; pyridoxal phosphate binding. The record is from RefSeq and is a predicted model, not a curated record.
GGUUUGUGUGAAAAUUUUCAUCGAGGCGUCGGGACUUUGCGAAAAUGAACAAAUUGCUGAAAUGGGGAUUGAAGAAUCGGAAGGAGCCCGGCGUCACCAUCAGAGAGAUGCUCGCAAUGCUGCAAGCUAAUCUCAACAAAAACGACACACGCCCCCUCGUCCAUCUCGGCAUCGGCGACCCCUCCGUCCACCCAUGCUUCCGAACCACUCCCCUCGCCGAAAACGCCAUUGUCCACUCCCUCCGCUCUUCGCACUUCAAUGGCUACGCCCCCAGCGCUGGCAUUUCCGCCGCCCGAAGGGCGGUUGCAGAUUACCUUUGUGAGGAUCUUCCAUACAAGCUGUCGGAGGAGGACGUCUUUCUCACCGCUGGCGGUAAUCACGCGAUUGAGAUUCUGUUAACCGUCCUUGCUCGGCCUGGUGCGAAUAUCUUGUUUCCUAGGCCAGGGUAUCCGUUGUACGAGGCUAGGGCUGAGUUCAGCGGUCUUGAGGUCCGCCAUUUCGACCUCGUACCGGACAGAGGUUGGGAGGUUGAUCUCGACGCCAUUGAAGCUCUGGCCGACGACAAAACCAUUGCAAUGGUUACGAUCAAUCCCGGGAAUCCGUGUGGCAACGUUUUCACAUUUGAGCAUAUGCAGAGAAUUGCAGAGACUGCUCGAAGGAAAGGGAUUAUUUUAAUUGCCGACGAAGUUUACGGCCAUCUUGUGUUUGGAGACAGCAAGUUUGUCCCAAUGGGAACACUAGGAUCCGUUGCUCCGAUUCUGACAUUGGGAACCCUUUCGAAGAGAUGGCUUGUUCCUGGCUGGCGAUUGGGUUGGAUUGCAGCGACCGAUCCGCAGGGAAUCCUUAGUGAAUCUGGGGUUACUGAUUCCAUUCGGGACUUUAUGGGCCUAACGGCAGAUCCUGCAACGAUCAUUCAGGGAGCUGUCCCUGAAAUCCUCAAGAAUUCACCGCAAAGUUUCUUCUUAAAAACCAACAAUUUGCUGAGAGAGGCUGCGGAUGUAUGCUACACAAAAGUCAGCGAAAUUCCUUCCCUUAAAUGCUCGCACAGACCCGAAGGAGCCAUGUCCACAAUGGUUAAGUUAAAUCUCUCAACGCUCGAUGGCGUGGUGGAUGACAUGGACUUUGCUCUCAAGCUUGCGAAGGAGGAAUCCGUUCUCGUCAUGCCAGGGACGGUCGUGGGGCUAAAGAACUGGCUGCGCGUAAGCUUUGCCGUGGAGCUCGACGCCCUCAAGGUUGGAUUCGAGAGAAUAGGAGAAUUCUCUUCACGGCAUGCCAAGAAGUAAUUGCUUCAAAACUCCCUUCUUCUUCUCCUUCUUCUUCAUCUUCUUCUUCCCCUGCUUUCGAUUCUUUCUGGAUAAAACACAGAGGCACGGUUUUGGCUUAACCUUGAUGAUAGCGUCCAAGUGUUUAUUUGUAUUUUGAUUUGGUUUGAAAAUUGAGAUCUAGUGAUGAAAAUUGAAAAUUGAAAAUUGGUAGG